Molecule: messenger RNA, 2832 nt
Organism: Misgurnus anguillicaudatus (oriental weatherfish)
Lineage: Eukaryota; Metazoa; Chordata; Actinopteri; Cypriniformes; Cobitidae
Gene: pacsin2
Product: protein kinase C and casein kinase substrate in neurons 2
Biological process (GO): regulation of endocytosis; plasma membrane tubulation; cytoskeleton organization
Cellular component (GO): endosome; plasma membrane; cytoplasm
Molecular function (GO): phospholipid binding; protein binding
Source: RefSeq, a predicted model, not a curated record
CGGUAGUGACGCCAGAAUGAACGCUCGGGCGGAAGUGACGUCAGAGAGGCGCGCCUCUUCUUGCUUGUCGUUGAAUAUCGCCGUAAAUCGGAGAAAGUCAAACUUACAUCGACGCAGGAUCGAGGGAUUGGGACUUAAACCCGCACAGCUAUGUCGGACUUCAACGACUCUAUGACCGAUGUGUCCAGUGACAGUUUCUGGGAGGUGGGGAACUACAAGCGUGCGGUAAAGCGUGUGGAAGAUGGGAACAGGCUGUGCAAUGACCUGAUGAACUGCAUUCACGAGCGAGCACGCAUUGAGAAGGCUUACGCUCAACAGCUGACGGAGUGGGCCAAACGCUGGAGGCAACUCGUUGAGAAAGGGCCUCAGUACGGGACGGUGGAGCGAGCGUGGUGCGCUCUCAUGACCGAGGCAGAAAAAGUCAGUGAUCUGCAUCUAGAAGUCAAAACUGCACUGAUGGCUGAGGACUUUGAGAAAGUAAAGAACUGGCAGAAAGAUGCCUACCACAAACAGAUGAUAGGUGGUUUCAAGGAGACCAAGGAGGCAGAAGAUGGUUUUCGCAAAGCCCAGAAACCCUGGGCCAAAAAACUCAAAGAGAUGGAUGGAUUUAAGAAAGCGUAUCACAACGCCUGCAAAGAGGAGAAAACAGCCACCAGCCGGGAGAAUUCAAGUAAACUCGAAAACAACAACCCUGAAGCCCAGAGGAAACUGCAAGAGAAAGUGGAGAAGUGCCAACAGGAAGUUCACAAGUCUAAGGAGCGUUAUGAGAAGUCUCUGGAGGAGCUGGAUAAGAUGACUCCUCAGUACAUGGAGAACAUGGAGCAGGUGUUUGAUCAGUGGCAGCAGUUUGAAGAUAAGAGACUUUCAUUCGUUAAAGAUCUGCUGCUCAGUGUCAAACAACACCUCGAUCUCUCCAACAAUCACAAGUACAAGACUAUUUAUCACACGCUAGAAGACACCAUUCAGGGCGCCAGCGUACAGGACGACCUCAAAUGGUUCAGCUCCAACCACGGACCCGGCAUGAGUAUGAACUGGCCUCAGUUUGAGGAAUGGUCCAUGGAUAUAAAUCGAACGCUCAGUCGACGAGAAACUAAGAGGAAACCGGCGGAUGGAAUCACAUUGACUGGAAUCAGUCAAACCAGUGAACAAGUCUCUAAAACCAGCAGCAGUUUGACUGUGCCCAGUAGCACAGAGCCACAGUGUUUAAACCCGUUCGACGAUGAUGAAGACGACUAUGAAGAACCAGCAGUUCAUCAGCCCAAGAGCAGCCCGGUCAAUGCCAAAAAAGAGGAAGUUAUUGCCAAAACCGUCAGCACUGUAGAGAAAACUCCUGAUGUGUCGGAUGAGGAAACAGGGAAUCCGUUUGGCGGCUCCGGUACUAACGGGAACCCGUUUGAAGACGAGGAUGAGCCGUCUUCUCCUGAAGUGUCCGUCCUCGUCCGGGCCCUGUAUGAAUAUGAGGGACAAGAGCAGGAUGAGCUCAGUUUUAAAGCAGGAGAAGAGUUCACUAAGAUUGGUUUAGAGGACGAGCAGGGUUGGUGUAAAGGACGUCUGAUGGAUGGAACCGUUGGACUUUAUCCAGCCAAUUACGUUCAAGAAAUUUAAUGAACGACGACUGCAGACGCCAGAUCGUUACUCUCCACCAUCCUUAAGCUCAUCUGACUGAUAAACUGUGCUUAACCAGAAAGAGUUAACCCCUCACGUGCUCUUCAUACUGCAGCCUAUAGAGAAACUUCAUUACUGACCUCAGAUCAGCACCACAGGGAACUUGCUGCCCUUAGUCCUGAUAUCGGUUGCCAAAUGUUUAUUGGCCUUUAGAAGUCUUUAAUAAAUCACAGAUCAAAUAGCGGUUAGUCAACAAUCUCAUAGCAACACUUUAUUAUAUUUGGAUUAUAAUAUUUGAGUAAAUGACAGUAGGAACGCAGAUUCUAGUUAACUUAAAGACAUGUUUAGAUGUGCCAGUCACUAUGAACUCUAGUUGUGUUCAUAAUUAUUUUAUAUCAAACUUAUAAAGCUACAGAUUGAUGGUGAUGAGCGAAGCGCUGAAGGUUUCAGGACGACUCGCUGCUCUGUCUGAUGUUUGUGGCUGGAUUUUGUGCCGAUGUGGCACUUUUUAAAAGAUAUUUUUAUAAAUUUGAUUUAGCAGACAAAUCUUAUCAAUCUAAAUUAUUUUAUGACCGUGUCUUUGGCUGAAUGAAGCGAAUCCAUAUUAGGACAAACCCCUUUAGAUUUGAUCAGGGCAGUCGUAAAUGUUUAUCUGCUGGAUUGAAACGCUGACCUCGGAGGCCAAUGAGUGACUCUCUGCUUUGUUUUAUUUUAUUUUCAAUUGUUUGUCGUUGUUAUAUUGUUCUGAAACAAAGUGUCUCACAUUCGUCCUCACUGGACAUCUUGCUGUAGUUUAAAGUUCCAUCACAUGAUGAAUGUUUAAAAUAAAGUGCACAUGUAUUCACUAUAGUUCACAAAGAAGUUAUGAAAGAAAAUGUCUGUUUAUUGUGUAUAUAGUAAUCAUCUUAAUGAGAGGAUAUGAGUGCUAGUUUUAAUAUGAACUGUUAUUGUUUGUGCCACAAGUGCUUUGAGAUGUUUCCAGUACAGAAAUGCUGUGAUUCAGAAUGUAUAUGUAUUGAGCGUUAUGAAUGCCAUAUGUGAAUGUUACACAUUUAUUAUUUUAGGGUUGUGUAUAUAAAUCCCCCCCAACCCAACCCAUGCAGCGUCUCAGGUGGUGAAUGAGCGUUAAAGUCAGAUGAUGUUUGUGUAGUUUUGUUUAUUGUGUGUGUGUGAUGACUUUACUGAAGCUUCUGGGCUGUGCUGUAAUAAAACAUUGAUUUAAAUGAA